Owenia fusiformis is the source of this 3181-nucleotide messenger RNA. The record is from the annotation of a GenBank genome assembly. Lineage: Eukaryota; Metazoa; Annelida; Polychaeta; Sabellida; Oweniidae.
GGGAAACCUUUUCGUUCAGUGAAACAUUUACUUCCGGUUUCCAUGUUUGAAUUAACGGUUCAAAUACAAUCCACAGCGUCUUAUCGCAGCUAUCAAAUUUUCAAAUUGUAGUAACCAAUACACCUAAGAAAAUGGCUAAAUGUCUUAUAUGUACAAAGGUGCUAGCUGAGGGACAGAUCAUGAUCUGUCAUUCUUGCAUUGAUGUAAUCGAGGAGAAGCGCAAAGAAAAGAGGAAACAUAGAACUUAUGCUGAAGUGGUGUGUCCCCCAGCAAUAGAACUAUGCGGGGAUGUCAUAGCCUGUGAGCCAGAGACAUCUGAGGAGUUAAACCAGGCUGUUGCAAAGGAGGCUUCAGAGAAAUGGGAUGAUGGAACGCCAGGGACUAUCCUAAGUCCCACGCAUGGCUCAUUUAGAUACAAGAAGACAAUUCUUAAAACAAACCUUUAUUUUUUGACCCAUAACCAUGAAAAUGAGCAUGAGGCCAGGUCAACGGAGCCAAUAACUCUGGAGCCGGUAACUGCAGUAGAUGAGGCGACCCAUGAGGCCCCAGCUCAUAGACCAGCCACAAGACCAGCCCAACCAGCUCCUAGACCAGCCACAAGACCAGCCCAACCAGCUCCUAGACCAGCCACAAGACCAGCCCAACCAGCCAGACCAACCCCAAUACCAACCCCAAUACCAGCCCCAAACACGGUGGAGAUCUGUGAGGUGCGUUUCCUUGGGUCCAUCCUUGUGUCAGAGGGACAAGAAAAUGUGGCCAUUGACAAUGUGAUGGCAGAUCGAGAGGCAAAGGCCGUGUUCAAGACCUGGAAUUCGGUCUUGACUGUCACUUCCGCUGGUGUAAUAAAGCUGGAAAAAUGCACCUCAGAUGAAGAUAAUGACACCCUAAGCUUCAAGGCACAAGAGGUUGUGUUCAUUCAUCACCCAAUUCAUGAGAAACUGUUUGCCAUGAAAGUAGGCCCUAGGGUGUACUGCUUUGACGCAGAUUUGACAGCGCAGGAUAUCAUUGAAGUCAUCGAUGCAACUGUUGCCAAGACUAAAGAGGAAACCGAGAAUAUCGCCCCUAAGCCAACACAGAUAAGAAGAAAACACACAUGUCCAACAUGCUUCAAAAAGAUCAGGUAUCUCAAAAAACAUUUCGAGCAGACUCACAUGAAGGACCCCGAAUAUAAGAUUCCUGAAAAUUACAAAAAUGAUUUUGCACACGAAUAUACGAGGCAAAGGAAAACAUCUGCGAAUGUUCGAAAAUACCAGUACAAACAAUGCCAAUCUUGUGGCAAAAGUGUCCAAAGGUUGGACAAACACAAAUGUACAAAGGAUGUCACAAUUAAAUCAGCCACAAACAAUUUCAAUGAGAACCUUAAUAUGUUUGUCAAAUGGCUCAUAUCACCAUCAGGAGGUAAUAAAAGUGAAGAGAGUGCCAAACGAGCCGCGCAAAAUGUACGGUUCAUUGAAGACCUUCACGCUGGAGUUGGAGGAUAUAAUCCUUUGGACUCCAACCUUCUGAACGAGAAAUUUAUAGAGCCCGCCUUGAGUGGAAAAUUUCCACAAAUCAAGCAAGCGUCGACCAUUAAGUCGUAUCUAGAAAGGCUACAAACUUACCACCAAUACCUUUUAUUAUGCAAAAAAUCCAUAGAUUUUGCGCAAUUUGAACUAUUCAAAAAGCAGAAUAGACUAUGGUGUAACUCUAUGAACGUUAGGUCUAAGAAGAGGAAACUUGAAAACCAGUCCAAUGAUGCCGAAAACUUACCGACCAAAGAUGAUAUUGUGAAGUAUUAUGCUUCGCAAUAUGUCAAAGACACAAAAGCGCUCUUUGGCAAAGCUAAAGUCAAUAUUAAAGAAAUGUAUAUGAUGCGGAAUUACAUCAUGACUGUUAUAAGCAUUUCUAACGCCUGUCGUGCAGGACCAAUAGUAAACUUGGAGUGCAGGCAUGUUCGUGUCGCUGACAGGGUUGGAGAUUGCUACGUUUACCAUGUAAUGGAGGGGCAGAAAACUUUUAAAAGUAAAGGUGCUGCCCAGCUUGCCUUGGACACAGUUGUUCACCACCAAAUUUUGAAGUACAUGAGACACAAGGAGUCUCUAUUUGGAGAUAGUGGAAAGUAUGUCUUUUCAAAUAUGAAGGGCAAACGAGACACCAAAAUCUCUGCUAGCUCUCUAGCUAGAGCCAUCCAAGCCCAGCUGCUAGCAGCUAUAGGCUAUUCCAAGAAGGCCAGUUGUACAGUCUUUCGGAAAUUUGCUGUGUCGAUUAUGUGUAGUUUGUACCCAGGGCAAGAUGAUCGCCAACGGCUCGCUGACUUCAUGAAGCAUUCUGUCAGGGUACAGAAGGAAGUGUACGAAGUCAGCGACCAAACCAAUAACGCGGCAAAAGUCCAUGACCUCAUGGCCAAUGUUUUGAACAAUAGUAUCCAAGAGGAACCGGGAGAAGGCAUUGAAAUACAAGAGAUGCCGGAGGAUGAACCCGAAGGGUUGAUCCUGGAAGAUGAUGUUGACCAGCCUCCAACCAGCAUCCAUGAUGAUGAUGAAGAAAGUGAAGAGGAUUCCCUCUUCAUUCCUCCUGCCCCAGAUUCACCAAACCAUGACAGCCCACAACCAAGGAAGCGGCAGCCAGAAAGGUUAUCUGUGUUCACCCCUCCUGCCCCUAGUCCUCCCAACCCUGACAGCUCAUCAAGGCAACGGAAGCCCAAAUCGUUCAGUGAUGUUAUUCAUCAAAAUCAGCUGGACAAUUUGGACUUCAUUGCCAAAUUAAAGUUGCCAAAUCCACCAACACAUGAGCCAAGGAGUUUGAGAAAAAGAAAGAAAAAGAUUCCCAAAUAUGAGGAAGACUCUGAAUGGGAAAAGAGUGAAGAGGAAGAAGUAGAAGAAGAAGAAGAAGAAAGAGAACAGGAAAACUUCCCAAACAAGAAGAGAAAAUCAGCUAAGGCCUUUAGGUGUGAUGAAUGCCACAAGACCUGGGAAUCAGCUUGGCUGCUGAAGAGGCAUAAAGCUGUACACCAGGAUAAUGCCCUCUUCACAUGCCAAAGAUGUAUGGCACAGUACAAGCAUCUUGAUAGCUUGAAAAGACACAAGAAAACUGCUAAGCAUUAAUUGUGACUUGCAUUAGCUUUGAUUCUUUGCCCAGCUGCUUCAGCUAUAGGCUAGAGUCAUUAUUGGCGACCAGAUAUUCCUCAAAGAUUCCAUUGCCC